GCCGCACCGGACGCCGCUCCGCUGCCUGCACCGCAGCCACCUGCAGCAGCUCGACUCUUCGCCACCCGCAUCGUGCCGCGGCGAAAGGAAUAAAGCACCCAGCCCGUCCCGACCCGCUCGGCCGGCCCUCCCACAGGCAGCCGGGGCCGGGGCGGGUCGGGUCCCCGCGGGCAGACCCCGACGGCCAGAGCCCGGGCGCCCGCCGCCUCUCGUCCCCUGCGCGCCCUCCCCGCGGAUGGACGCGCUGUCGCCAACCGGCCCGCCCCGGCCUCACCGCGCCGCCUGAAGAAACUUGGGACGGCGGCGUUCUCCGCCUUCCCGCCGCGCCCCGACUGGGCUGCGGGGGACCCUUCCCAGUGUCGCUACACCAACUUCUCGCAGGGACCCGCCCGCUGCAGGACUCCGGCCCGGGGCCGCCGGCCCCUCGGCGGGGCGCCGCCCAGUGCCCCCUUCCCGUGGCGGGUACCCCCUGCCCCUGGCCUCGGUGCUGGGGAGGAGACGGGGUGCCCUGGAUGGCCCUGCGCACUGGGACGGCUUGGUUUGGGCAGGUCCUGCGCAGAGUUUCCCGGCUCCAAGGCACUUGGUCUCGGCGCUCCAGCAGCCUCCUGUGUCUCUCCUCCUCCCAGGAGCCCGAGCAGGCGGGCGGAGAGCGGCCGCCGCCGCAGCACAAGCUGCCCCGGAGCAGCAGCAGUGGCAGCGGCGGCAGCGGGAGCCGCCAGCCCUCCCGGCAGCUGCCCCCCUGCUGCGGCUGCUGCGGCCUGUCGGAUCCCCGGGCGGCCAGGGGGGGACAUGGUCCCCUCACUCGCCCCUUGCUGGCGGCCAUGAAGAGGCAGAACGUGCGGACUCUGUCCCUCAUAAUUUGCACGUUCACCUACCUGCUGGUCGGAGCUGCCGUCUUUGAUGCCCUGGAGUCCGACAACGAGAUGCGAGAGGAGGAGAAACUCAAAGCCGAGGAGAUCCGGCUCAAGGGAAAGUACAACAUCACCAGCGAGGACUACCGGCAGCUGGAGUUGGUGAUCAUGCAGUCCGAGCCGCACCGGGCCGGCGUCCAGUGGAAAUUUGCCGGUUCCUUCUACUUUGCCAUCACGGUCAUCACGACUAUUGGUUAUGGACAUGCUGCUCCAGGGACAGAUGCAGGGAAGGCCUUUUGCAUGUUCUAUGCGGUCCUGGGGAUCCCACUGACACUUGUCAUGUUCCAGAGCUUGGGCGAGCGCAUGAACACCUUCGUCAAGUACCUCUUGAAACGCAUCAAAAAGUGCUGUGGGAUGAGGAGCACUGAGGUCUCCAUGGAAAACAUGGUCACUGUGGGUUUCUUCUCCUGCAUGGGAACACUCUGCAUUGGAGCAGCAGCUUUUUCCCAGUAUGAGGAAUGGAGCUUUUUCCAUGCUUACUAUUACUGCUUUAUAACAUUGACUACGAUAGGGUUUGGAGACUAUGUGGCCCUGCAGACCAAAGGGGCCCUUCAAAAGAAGCCUCUCUAUGUGGCUUUUAGCUUUAUGUACAUUCUAGUGGGAUUGACAGUCAUUGGGGCAUUUCUAAAUCUGGUUGUUCUCAGGUUCUUAACCAUGAACAGUGAGGACGAGAGGCGGGAUGCAGAGGAACGGGCAUCCCUGGCAGGGAACCGCAACAGCAUGAUUAUCCACAUCCAAGAGGACUCCCAGCAUGGUCGGCCUCGGUACAAGGCCGAAGUAACAGACCUUCAGUCAGUUUGUUCCUGCAUGUGUUACAGGUCCCAUGAGUACACCAGCCGGGUGGUGUCCCACCAAAAUUCGUUCAGCUCAAAGCUGAACCCCCAGUACUUUCACUCCAUCUCUUACAAGAUAGAGGAGAUCUCACCAAGCACAUUAAAAAACAGCCUUUUCCCAUCUCCUGUCAGCUCCAUCUCACCUGGGUUGCACAGCUUUACAGAUAACCACAGGCUUAUGAGAAGGCGAAAGUCUAUUUAAAGGGAUUUGUCUUCAUUUGCUUUCCUUGUUUUCCCCAGUUCUUAUCUGUUGUUUCAUUUUUUUGUUCCUUGAGUGAGAUGGAGCGAGGCCAAAGGGAGCAGAGAAAGCCAACCCUCCUCUGAGACUCAGCUCUCGAGCAUGAAGCAUGGAUUAUUACUGUUCCAGCAAAGUAUGCCUUACAUUAACCCCCUUGGUGGAUGUCAGAGGAUUCAAGGUGACGUGAAGUGGGUACCAAAUCCAAAGUUGCACACACAGCUGGGAGCCUUCAUGUGCCACUGGCACUCCCGACCUAAUAAACUACUUUCCUCAUGAGCAGGUUGCAGUGCGUGUGCGUGCUUGCGUGUGUGUUGGGGGUGUGUGUGUGUGUGUGCAGUUCCACAACUAGUGCCGUGUGACAAAAAUUAAAGCAUCGGGUCUUAUUUGUUUUUCCCCUUGAAGCAAUUGUGUUCCAGCCUGCUUUUAACUUUUAGA
Messenger RNA from Pogoniulus pusillus (Red-fronted tinkerbird), 2417 nucleotides. RefSeq names its product potassium two pore domain channel subfamily K member 9 (gene KCNK9). The coding region runs from base 513 to 1946 and encodes 477 amino acids. The record is from RefSeq and is a predicted model, not a curated record. Gene Ontology annotation, molecular function: outward rectifier potassium channel activity; potassium ion leak channel activity. Gene Ontology annotation, cellular component: plasma membrane. NCBI's taxonomy places the organism in Eukaryota, Metazoa, Chordata, Aves, Piciformes, Lybiidae. The transcript is spliced from 2 exons. Gene Ontology annotation, biological process: stabilization of membrane potential; potassium ion transmembrane transport.